Messenger RNA from Homarus americanus (American lobster), 2828 nucleotides. Its product is annotated as myb/SANT-like DNA-binding domain-containing protein 4. Gene Ontology annotation, cellular component: nucleus. NCBI's taxonomy places the organism in Eukaryota, Metazoa, Arthropoda, Malacostraca, Decapoda, Nephropidae. The record is from RefSeq and is a predicted model, not a curated record. Bases 353 to 1702 code for a protein of 449 amino acids. The transcript has 5 exons.
UGGCAAGGGGCGUAACAGAGACGUGACCGAUCGCCCAAGCUGCUAACGAGCCGAUGAGUGGUUAAGAGGAUAAAACUAAAAUUAGUUCCUGUCUAUAUUUUUUACAUAAUAGUGUUUUAAACUCCCCGCCCCUGGUCAGGUUGUGCCAUCUCCCAGCACCAGAGUCAAGCUCCCGUGUAAACAACGUUGGUCCGCCAGACUUGAGUUUGUUAAAGCCACUUAUACUUUUCUACUUAUUUAUUUUUGUAAUUUUAGAGUGUUAUCCUCCUCAGAAUCUUUACCACUGAUCUGCUCGUUAACCGUCUUUGCAGUUGGUCACGUCUCUGUUAAUUAAAGUUGCUUGUUCAUCAAUAUGAGUGUGAACAAAGAGUCAUUUACACCCGUUGAGUGCCGUACCAUCCUUCAAGUACUGGACUCUGGAAGUGACGAGAUAUUUGAUCCAGAGAAGAUUGAUGAGGAUGACAGUGGUGAUGGCUAUCAUGACCUGACAGCUCUUGAUUCGUCUACUAGCAGAGCAGGAGUCCAAGAUCAGCAAGUGAGGUCACAAGUCAAAAAUAUUCAAAGUCAAGAUAUUAAUAAGGUAAAUAAGGUAGAUGGUGUAGCAAGAGCUUGUUGGCCAAACGUCGCUGAGUUAACAAAAUCAUCAACCAAUCUCAAGAGAAAGAUAAAUCAGCUGGAAUCAAUGAAAGUGGUAGCAGUUAGUAAACAAAAGAUGGAAGGCCCUACUGCAAAGAGGAGGCGACCAAAUUUCUGCGAGGAGGAAGUACACGCCAUGUUGCGUGAAAUCGCAAAAAGAAAGAAAAUGAUCUUAGGGAAGUUGGACUCGAGAAAUACAGUCACACUGAAGAAUCAUGCCUGGGAAGAAGUUUUAAAGGCAGUAAAUGCUGUGGCUCGAAUUCCCCGUAGUGUUGCUGAAGUCAGGCGGAAGUUUUCUGAUUUACGUGUAAGCGUGAAGAAGAAAGCAGCACAAGAUAAGAAAUAUCCCGGUGGAACAGGAGGCGACCCCCAUUUUGAAACAACAUACACUUCAAUUGAAGAAGCAGUUCUUCAGCUCUUAGAGUCAGUCUCUAUUCAUGGGAUUCCAGGGAUUUUGGAAAAUGAAGAACCUAUUGAUGAAGAAGAAAGAGAGCCAACCCCUGCACCCUCAGGAGUUAGGUUUACGGCUAUUCAUUCAAGAGAGGAAUCUAGGUUUAGGCCCGUUCAAGAGAAAGAGGAUUCUUUAACCAUCAUACUGACUGAGGAUAUGCAGGAACAUGAAAUAACAGUACCCAUUGAGCUUAUAGAACCUGAAACUUCAUCACAUCAAAGCAGUCAGGAAUCUUCAUCAUCCACGGAACAGCGAAGUAGGUCUCAUACCCCUUCUGCCACAGCUGAGGUUAACCAGACUAGGUCAACUUUAACUUGUGAUCCCACUGAUGAACCGGGUCCAUCUCCAUUACCAAGUACACGUCAAAGCAAGAGCAUAAGUGACAGAAGGCCACGAACCCAUUCUGCCCUAAAACAUGCAUAUCUUAUUCCGGAGGUGCUUCAGGUUCAGUCACAAAUGAGGGACAGUUUGGUAGAGCUGGUUAAUUCUGUUCAGGAAGUUUCAACCAACAUGGUUAAACUUGUAGCUAACACUGAGUGCAUUGCAUCUGCACUGCAAACCAUUGCAAAAGCUGUGCAGUCGAAAAGUCCUACCCAUGAUACUGUUUGUGUUUAGGGUAUGUGGAGUUGUUUACUUCUCCUAGAAGUCCUUUACUUUUGGUCAAUGUGAUGAUAGUGUAGUUGAAAAGUCAUCAUACACUUAUUAAAAUUUUUCCUUUGAGUGAUUAAUAUGAAAAAAAGACAGGGCAUGUAAAAUAAUUGUGUAACUUUCACCCUAUACUAGUCAUGAGAAUAUAACAGGAAUAUUAACCUCUCCAUAAGUGAGUUCAAAUCACAAAGGUAAGUGAAAGACACACACUUGUAAACUAUUAACAUGUGUUGCAGUGCUCAUACGGAUAUUGUUUACCCAGGUUUUGGGUAAAAGUUCAUAAUCAAAUGUAUAGCUUAGAAGCUGGAGUCGUGUACUUAAUUUUAUUUUUUAUAUGUUUCUGUAUUUUGUAAUAUGUAGUUAUUUUCCAGUUCAACUUGCUUUAUUGAUUAGUGAAUAUUUAAGGGUUAUGAAUCAAGUAGGUUGUAAUUGAAAUACUGUUGCUAUUUCACCAACAGCCUACUGUAAUCAUUGCUAUACACCACACAUAUGAAAUUCUCCAUAGAGCAAGUUGUUGCACUGGUUCUUUCAGAACUUGUACAGUUUAUGAAGCCAAGAGUUUGCUAUUUUCUUUUCUUUAUUACUUUUAGUUGUACAGUAUUUUGUUACAAGUUUCUUUUAAUGUACGGGUAUUGAUGCAGCUACCUUCUAUUCCUGAUAGUUCCUAGAGUAAUUUUAGACAUGAAAAUUUUACUGUACAGUAUUCCAUUUUUAAAUCUUAAAACUUGAAACAAUUACCAGUACAGGUAGUUGUAUUAUUUUUUCAGAAGGAUGUGGUGACCCAUGUCUUAUUGUGUAGCUUAGGAAGCGAACAGUUGCAAUAUUUCUUUUUUGUUUAAAGUUUCAAAUAUGUUUUAUAUACAGUAAUGCUUUUUUCUUCUUCAAAGCUUGAGUGCCUUGGUUAUUUAAUAAUAUUAAAAGUAUACAGGUACUGUAUUGUAAUCAAUUUUGCUCAAGAAUAUAGUAGAUAUUUUCAUAUAUCAAAUGUUUAUCAUAUGAAGGUAAAAGAUAGCCAAUUUAUUUUUCUUUAUUUUCUAUAAAGGAGUUUAAUAAUUUAUUUUAUUAUGUAAAUUGAAAAUACAAGUGAAAUCAA